Symsagittifera roscoffensis is the source of this 994-nucleotide messenger RNA. RefSeq names its product ADP-ribosylation factor 1-like 2. Gene Ontology annotation, biological process: intracellular protein transport; vesicle-mediated transport. Gene Ontology annotation, cellular component: plasma membrane; cytoplasm. Bases 275 to 853 code for a protein of 192 amino acids. The record is from RefSeq and is a predicted model, not a curated record. Gene Ontology annotation, molecular function: GTP binding; GTPase activity. NCBI's taxonomy places the organism in Eukaryota, Metazoa, Xenacoelomorpha, Acoela, Convolutidae. The transcript has a single exon.
ACCAGCACAAAAUUGAACAGCUCAAACGUUCCACGCUGGAAUUAUUUGCGCAGCUCAAUCAACGGUAUAAAAGGUACGAAAUGAACCAUCGAAUUCAUAAUCAAAUAUUUCUCUCAAAUCAACAAAACAGCCUCCUAAUUUUACAAGUAAAUUGUCCUAGAAGUAAACCCUUGAGCUACCACAAUCAAACCUUAAAAAUAUAUCCAGUUUCAAACUGCAACAAACAAUUGAUAAAACAUUUUGUGAUAUACAACACCCCAAAAAGUAAACACAAAUGGGUAUUUUUGCUUCGAAACUACUUGAGCUUUACAAUUCGUGGGGCAGUGAGCCAUCUCGGGUUCUGAUGCUCGGCUUGGAUGCCGCAGGAAAAACGACAGUCCUCUACAAAAUCAAAUUGAACGAGCAAGUCACUACAAUUCCCACUAUCGGAUUCAACGUGGAAACGGUUGAACUCGGAAACGGUCUGACCUUCACUGUCUGGGACGUCGGAGGUCAACAAAGACUGCGUCCUCUCUGGCAACACUACUUCCAGAACUCUGAUGGACUCAUUUAUAUUGUAGACAGCAAUGACCCCGACAGAUUCGGCGAAGCUCUUGAGGAACUGAGUUCGAUUCUCGCCGACGAUAGGAUGCGAGGUGUUCCAGUGCUUCUGAUGGCUAACAAGCAAGAUCUGCCCCACAGUCGAAGCGUUUCAGAAGUGACAGAACGAAUGAAGAUGCAUUCUUUGAAGGAUAGAGCAUGGCAUGUACAAGGAUGCUGUGCCCCAUCGGGAGACGGGAUUCUUGAGGGCAUGACUGAACUUGCACGAAUGGUGAAACACUUCAGAAAAAAUGCCAGCCAGAGAUACUAUUAGACUCUACACAAAACUGAAUAUCAAACCAGACUGAAAUGUUUGAAUUUUUGUUCUUACUAGCUUGUUGUUUUCUUCAUUUUCCAGAGUUUGGCGAUAAAUAGCUUUGAUUUUUAGUUUGUUUGUUCUAGUUUUCUUAUUCGA